This is a messenger RNA of Myzus persicae (green peach aphid), 1413 nucleotides long. RefSeq names its product vacuolar protein-sorting-associated protein 36 (gene Vps36). The record is from RefSeq and is a predicted model, not a curated record. NCBI's taxonomy places the organism in Eukaryota, Metazoa, Arthropoda, Insecta, Hemiptera, Aphididae. The transcript has a single exon. Gene Ontology annotation, cellular component: late endosome membrane; ESCRT II complex. The coding region runs from base 228 to 1349 and encodes 373 amino acids. Gene Ontology annotation, biological process: protein transport to vacuole involved in ubiquitin-dependent protein catabolic process via the multivesicular body sorting pathway. Gene Ontology annotation, molecular function: phosphatidylinositol-3-phosphate binding; ubiquitin binding.
AUUUUUGUUUCAAAAUCAAAAAUGAAUCGAUCGCGGUGGCUGUGGACCGUGUGAACAGUGUUAAAUAUGAAUUUUAAAACUUUUGAAGGAUAAAAUUAUUGUUCCAAGUGUCGGUUGUAUCAUAUUAUAUUUCGUUUGUAUAGGCCUGUCGGGUUAAUAAAAAUUAUCGAAUUUACGUACGUUUUUAAAUUGUAUGUUUCAAAUUAUUUGGAUUAUAUUUUUUUGAUAUGGACCGAUUUGAGUAUGCUAAGCCUGAUCCAGCCGAGACCGUUCUAUGGCGUCACAGCAAUAUCACUUUGUACGAUGGCAAUUACAAAACUUCGUUUCACCGUGGUAAUAUCAUUUUAACUGCCACUCGUCUUUUCUGGGUGUCUGGCGAUGCGUGGUUGUCUUUGCAGCUACGGUACAUAGUGUACAUUGAAUCAACAGUUACUGACACUUUAUUUGGUUCAAAAACUAAAACAAUUCUUGUUCAUUUAUUACCAUCUGAUAAUAAAAAUCCAGGCCCUGUUUCUUGUGCCAAAGGCGAGUACAUCAAACUUGAUUUUAAGGACAAAAUUCCUGAUGGGUUUUUGGAUGUAUUUCAGAAAACUAUUGGAGAAAAACAGUGGUCUGUUAGUAAGAUUACCCGUCAAAUUAGAACAGGAAUCGGAGGGAUUGAAAAAAAUAUUUAUGAAAAACAAAAAGCCUCUGAUAUUAGUAUAACAGAUGCUUUUAAAGACUUAGACAGACUUAUGAUUACUGCUAAAGAUAUGGUAUCAUUAAGUAAAAACAUUUCUGAAAAAAUUAAAGAAAAACAAGGGGCUAUUAGUGAUGAUGAAACGGUACGCUUCAAGUCAUACCUUUUAGGUCUCGGUGUCGAUGACCCAGUUACUAGAUCAUCAUUCACUGAUUCAAAUGCAUAUUAUACCACACUUUGCAAAGAAAUAAUCAAAAUUAUUCAAGUUUCAUUAGAAGAAGUUGGUGGUACAAUGGCCCUUGCAGAUGUUUAUUGUCGGGUAAAUAGGGCUAGAGGAUUAGAUCUUUUAUCACCUGAGGAUUUAAUGCAUGCGUGUUACAUGAUGAAUACUGAUCAAUCAUCGCCUAUAAAACUAAGAAAAUUUGAUAGCGGAGUGUUAGCUUUACAAUCAUCUUUAUGUGAUGAGUCUGUUGUAUUGAAAAAAACUGUUGAAGCAUUACAAGAAUGUGGAUCAUUAAGUGCACAAGAAUUGUCUACAUUAAUUGGAGUGCCAGUUGUAUUAGCUAAGGAGUAUUUGUUAUCUGCUGAAAAACAUGGGAAGUCAUGUCGAGAUGAAAGUAUUGAAGGUCUAAGAUUUUAUCUUAAUAAAUUUAUUGAUGAAUACAUAUAAAAUAACAAUUUCAAAAUGUUGUUGAUCAAGAACAGUAUAUUUUUAAUAAAAACUUUUGCAAAUA